ACCACCACUUCAUCGUAGGUGGUUUAACCUAGCAAUAUAGUGUUGUUACUUGGACAAUCAUCAUUGUCAAUAUAUUGUACUUUUUUAACUUGUGUUAUAUAAAUAUGCCAACAAACUCAAAAUCACCCGUCCGCUGUGCAGCUCUUCAUUGAGAGCGGGAGGUGAUUUGAGAGCGGGAGAGCGGGAGGUGAUAUUUUCCCCGCCAGCGCAAGCGAAAAUUCGUGACUGCAGCACUUCAACCAAUAAUUUUUUUUUUUUUUUUUUUUACAAGUGGACCUGACUGUUUAGUUCGUCUUUCCUCUACUACAACAUGGCACAAGGUCAAUUAAAGAAAUCAAAGGCUCCUGCCAAUAAGAGUGUCAAGAAUCUCAGCAAGCCUAAGAAAGGAGCCAAGGUCAUUGCACCUAAGCAGAGAACCUUAGUGAAGCAGAAGCAGAUCUCAAAGAAAUUGUCUGCAUCGAUCAACAACAAUAUUGAGCGUCAAAUGGCCGUCAAGGCUGGAGCUGUCGGCAAGUUGACCAUCAUGAAGAAACUUGCCGAUGAGGCUGCGGCAACGAGCAAGGACAAGAAAGGAAACCCAAUGAAGGGCGGAAAGAAGGGCAAUUAAGUGCUGCUGCCUUUCUAUCGUCGCUCAACCCUUUGUAUACACCUAUAUCAACUCAUCG
This is a messenger RNA of Umbelopsis ramanniana AG, 665 nucleotides long. RefSeq lists its product as uncharacterized. Lineage: Eukaryota; Fungi; Mucoromycota; Umbelopsidomycetes; Umbelopsidales; Umbelopsidaceae. Bases 311 to 607 code for a protein of 98 amino acids. The transcript has 3 exons. The record is from RefSeq and is a predicted model, not a curated record.